UCUCUUUGUUUUGUUUCUCAGUACCGCACGCAACGCGAACACUCACUGUCCAUUAAAAUUUCGAAACCGAAUCAAUCGAAUUUGAAUUUCAAUUAACUUUCCUGUGAUGCCUUACGUCGUGAGAGAGAAUCUUCUGAUCGGAAACAUCGGCGACGCGGCGGAGAUUCUCCAAAACGCCACCGUUCAGCACGUGACACACAUCCUCUCCGUUCUCAGCUCCGCUUCCAUAUCCUUCUUCUCCGAAUGGCGUCCCGGCCUCACCAUCCCCGCCAAGGACAUCGCCAAAGUUCACGUCGCCGACAACGCCGCCGCCAAGUCUGCCCUACCGCCGGAGAAGCUUCUUUACUCCGUCGAGUACGCCGGCCAUGACUUGAAGCUAGUUCGCAUGGCCGUACCUCUCAGGGACACCGAGAACGAGGACUUGUUGGAUUACUUGGAUGUUUGCAUCGAUUUCAUCGAUCGCAGUCGGAAGGAAGGUUCCGUUUUGGUCCACUGUUUCGCCGGAGUUUCCAGAAGUGCGGCGGUUAUUACGGCGUAUUUGAUGAGGACCGAACGUCUGUCUAGAGAAGAUGCCCUUGAGUCGUUAAGGCAGAGUUGUGAAUUUGUUUGUCCCAACGAUGGUUUUUUAGAGCAGUUGAAAAUGUUCGAGGAGAUGGGUUUCAAGGUUGAUUACUCUAGCCCUAUAUACAAGCGUUUUCGUCUAAAAAUACUAGGUGAGAAUCAUUUCUCAGGGUUGAGGAUAGACAGUUCUAAACUUGGUGCGGAUCCUGGCAUGCCUGUUGAAAUUUCUUCAGAGGUGGAUGGAGCCGCUAAAGUAGAAAAUAAUCGUAGUCCUACCUAUCGCUGUAAGAAGUGCCGGCGGCUUGUUGCAUUGCAAGAACAUGUUAUAGAUCAUAUUCCUGGUGAGGGUGAGACAUCCUUUGAGUGGCACAAGCGGAGAAGUGGCAACCCUUUCAACAAAUCCAAUGAAUCUGAGUGUUCAUCCAUAUUUAUUGAGCCUCUACGAUGGAUGAAAGCUGUUGAGGAAGGCGCACUAGAGGGAAAGUUGUCCUGUGCUCAUUGUGAUGCCCGUUUAGGAUACUUCAACUGGGCUGGCACACAAUGCAGCUGCGGAAGCUGGAUAACCCCAGCUUUUCAACUCCACAAAAGCCGGAUAGACAUAAGCCCUAUGUAACCCUUGCACGGCUUUAUGCAUAUCCUCAUUCCUCAAAAAGGGAUGCCACCUGUAAUUUUGUCAUUGUUCUUGGACUUGUAUUCUGCUCAAGUUUUCCAAGCUGGUUCACUGCCAAUGAAGUUACGGAAGGAAGGAUCCAAAUCUUGUUCUUUGGAUCUGCUCAGUUUCUCAGGCUGAACCAAUGCAUUUAUGAAAGGGAGGAUUGCAGUCUUACACUUCUGUGCUUCUUCCAGAAUGACUUUUAGGAGCUAUGUUUUGAGAUUAUGGAUUAUGGAUUUCUAGUAAAUUGGCGAGGCAUGAGUUGCCUUUCCAAUAUUAGGGUAGCUCCCAUCAGUAAGAAUGAUGUUCUUCUCUACGAAAGAAAAAUGAGUGUUCUCCAUUGUACCUGGUUUUUUCUAUUCUUAAUCUGCUAAUUUUUUCUUCGGUUUGAAGAAGUUGGCUAAAAGUUGAAAUCGACCCAAGGGUACAUAAAAUGCAUCCACAAUGAUGUUAUAAUGCGAAUGUAUUUCAUUCCCAGGAUUACUAUGCCCUCUUCUGAUCAUAUAUAUAUAUAUAUUUAAUU
Messenger RNA from Abrus precatorius (Indian licorice), 1736 nucleotides. RefSeq names its product dual specificity protein phosphatase 12-like. The transcript is spliced from 6 exons. The coding region runs from base 107 to 1174 and encodes 355 amino acids. Gene Ontology annotation, molecular function: protein tyrosine/serine/threonine phosphatase activity. Gene Ontology annotation, biological process: protein dephosphorylation. The record is from RefSeq and is a predicted model, not a curated record. Lineage: Eukaryota; Viridiplantae; Streptophyta; Magnoliopsida; Fabales; Fabaceae.